GUCGGAAAUAAGUUAAAAUUUUAAGCUCGUGCAUCUUAUUCAAGAGUUCUAAUGAUUCCAAGAAAUUGACAAAAUGGCAGAGGCAAUUUUGCUCCAGCAAGAGCAUACAAGUGAAAAAUUGAUGGAAGAAGCCUUGCAUAUUCAUAGAAUCAUUCCACAGAGAAGUAUUGAUGAGAUAUACUCAUCACUUGAAACUUUCUGUGAUGAUCCAAAUAGGGUAAAGAGAGUUGUGCUCAAGUUUUUGGGUCAUGUAAAGGAAGACAGUGCCACUGCUGAUGAUUCCAUUGAAGAGUUAUCUAAGAGACCUAAGAAAAGAAACUAUGAUGAUGAGCAUAAUCAACCAUCUACAUCAGGGAUACCAUCUGAAAUUCCUGUUACGGGUGAUGCAAAUGGAGACAAUGGGACUAAGCCUCUGACAACUAGAAAUAUACCUGUGGAUGUAGAUGUGUCAGCACAUAGUGAUUCUCUUCCUGCUGAAAGUGACAAAUGUGUCAUAGCAGAUGAAGCAUCAACUUUUUUUUCAGAUUCUACAAUUCCAGGCCGUGCUGGAAAUGGAAAUCAUAAGAACAUGUUUGACAGGGUCCUUCAAGCUGACUUAAUACUGCCUGAUGUUAACGGGGUGGAUAGUGAAAGUAAACAAGCAUAUUACAAUACUCUCAUGAAAAUUUUUCCUGAUGCUCAAAAAGAUUUUGUGAAAGGCAUAUGUGAUAAAUGUUCACAAGAUGCCAACUGGUUACGUAAUGCUACAUCAAAUUUAUUGGAAAAUGGUUACCCAAAAGCUGCAGAUAACAGUGAACAGGAAGUGGAGCUAGUAGCAAACCAGGAACUUUCUGGAAGAAUAGAAGAAAAUGAUUGUAAUCUGCUUACUAUAACUGCAGAUAACAUUGAACAGGAAGUGGAGCUAGCAGCAAACCAGGAACUCUCUGGAAGAACAGAAGAAAAUUAUUAUAAUCUGCUUGCCAUAUUUCCAAAUGCUGAUCCAACUUAUAUAAGAGAGACCUAUGAACAGAUUGCAGAUGACGAAGACGCAAUGAAAAAAUUUGUUAAUGACACUUUAGAAAGUGGCAAGUAUCCAACACUAGCAGAGUAUGAGGAAGAAAUGAAAGUAGUGGAAAUUAGAGAGAAAUACCUAAAAAAUUUCAAAAUUGAAGAGUUUUUGGAAAUUUUUCCUGACCCUUUUAAGUACUUUUUUGAAGAAAAAAAGAAUGACAAAACCAAUUCUGAGUUAAGUUUAAAUUAUCUGAAAUCCCAUUAUAAGGAAAUAUGUACAGCAGUUUUGCAAGAAUGUUUGAUGAAAAAUGAAUACAGUCUCACUAAAUCGUGUGCAGAGUUAGAUAAGUGCCAAAAUUUUACAAAAUCAUUGCAUGGUGAACAUGAAAUACAGUACAGUGAAAAUGAUGUGAAAGAUAUUUCAUUUAUGCAGGAGGUGGCCUUUAUUGAAAACAGACAAGAUAUAGAAACUUAUCUUAAUGAAAAGGAACUGAAGAGAGUUGAAUCACUUAGAAAGGCUAAGGAAAAUAAUGAAUUGCUGGAGUGUGGUUGUUGCUUCGAUAAUGAAGUUUUAGUAGAGGAUGUUGUCACCUGUGCUGAAGGUGAUAUAUUCUGCAAAACCUGCUUAAAGAAAUAUGCUGAAAACCAAAUUGGAGAUGGAAAAACUGUUUUCACAUGUUUAAGUAAUUGCACAGCAGAAUUCAGUCUCAAGAUGUUGCAGCGUGUUCUCAAACCUUCAGUUUUUUCAAAAAUGUUACAAAGGAAGCAAAUGGAAGAGAUUAAAUCAGCAGCCAUUCAUGGCUUAGAAGUAUGCCCAUUCUGUGAUUUUGCUUCCAUUCCUCCAGAAGAAGAUAAAGUAUUUUGCUGCCUCAAUCCAGAAUGCAUGAAGGAAUCUUGCAGAAAAUGUAAAGAACUUAAUCAUAUACCUCUGCGAUGUGAAGAAGUUGAAAAACCAGAAGAAGUGAAGAUGAGAACUUACAUAGAAGAUAGAAUGACAGAGGCUUUGAUAAGAACAUGUUGGAGAUGUGGAAAAAAAUUUAUCAAAAUUGAUGGUUGCAAUAAAAUGACAUGCACCUGUGGGGCUCUAAUGUGCUACAUUUGUCGUAAACCUGUAAAUGGUUAUGAUCAUUUUAAUGAAGAAGGUGGUACAAAUUAUCAUAAGUGUCCACUGUUCAGUAAAAAUGACGACCUGCAUGUCAAAGCUGUUGAAGAAGCCGCAACAAAGGCUAGAAAUGAGACUCUAGCUAAGAAUCCCAAUAUUCAACUGAAACAUGAUCCAACACUCAUACUUCCAGAACGGACUCAAGAAGAUGUUCGUGGUCAACCUAAUGUUCAUUUUAUGUAGGGUGAUGAAAGAUAAUGGAAGAUUUGCUCCACCAGCUCAUCUGAU
Schistocerca gregaria is the source of this 2380-nucleotide messenger RNA. RefSeq lists its product as uncharacterized. The transcript has 9 exons. Lineage: Eukaryota; Metazoa; Arthropoda; Insecta; Orthoptera; Acrididae. The record is from RefSeq and is a predicted model, not a curated record. The coding region runs from base 74 to 2335 and encodes 753 amino acids.